AUGUGUCGGGUAGCAAUAGUUGUUUUCACCAAAAAUUAUGCUGAAUCUGCUUGGUGUCUUCAUGAGCUUCAACAAAUCAUCAAAUGGCAUGAAACUUAUUGCCGACAUGUUCUGCCCGUAUAUUACGAAAUUCAGCCAUCUGAUGUACGUCUUCAGAAGGGUGAUUUUGGAAACGCCUUGAAGGCAACUGCACAACAAACAUUUUCAGGACAACAAGCGGAAGAUGCCUUGUCCAGGUGGAGCCGCGCACUCACCAAAGCAGCAAAUUUGUUUGGGUGGGAUGAGAGCAAUUACAGGAGUGAUGCUGAGCUAGUGGACAAAAUUGUUAAGAACAUCCUUUAUUUACCAAUUUUGUCUGCUACUAAAUUUCCAGUUGGAUUACAAUCCCACGUGGAAAAUGUGAUGCGAAUGAUUGAAAAUAAAUCCACCGAAGUCAGUGUCAUAGGGAUAUGGGGAGAGGGAGGAUUGGGUAAAACCACCCUUGUCAAAGCCGUCUACAACCAAAUUCAAGGUACAUUCAUGUAUAAAAGUUUCAUUGAAGAUGUUACAGAAAUUUGUCAAAGAGGGCAUGUUCAUUUCCAAGAAAAACUUAUUUCACAUGUCCUCAAAACAAAGGUCGAGAUAAAGAGCCAUGCGAUGGACAAAACGACAAUUCAAGAAAGAUUUUCUGGGAAACGGGUGCUCAUUGUACUUAAUGAUGCCAAUCCAUUUCACCCGUUGGAAUACCUAUGUCGAAAUAGUAAAUGGUUUGGUCAGGGAACUGUGAUAAUAAUUUCAACGUCAGACGUUAGCCUAUUGGACGAAUCCAGUGUUAAAUAUAUCUAUAAAAUGAGUAAUAUGAACGAAAAUGAUUCCCUUGAGCUUUUUAGUUGGCAUGCUUUUAGAGAAGAAAAACCAAUAGAAGAUUUCAAUGAACUUGCAAGAGAUGUAGUUGCUUAUUGUGGAGGACUACCACUAGUUCUUGAGGUACUUGGUUCUUAUUUAAGUGAGAGGACAAAGAAAGAGUGGAAAAGUGUUUUGUCAAAACUAAAACUAAUUCCCAGUGAUCAAGUUAAAGAGAAAUUGAGAAUAAGUUUUGACGGUUUGCGCGGUGGGAUGGAAAAGGAUAUAUUUCUUGAUGUAUGUUGCUUCUUUAUUGGUAAAGACAGAGGCUAUGUUACAGAGAUACUAAAUGGUUGUGGACUAGAUGCUGAUACUGGAAUUGCAGUUCUCAUAGAGCGUAGCCUCCUCAAAGUUGAAAAGAGUAAUAAACUCGGCGUACAUCAUUUGCUACGAGAGAUGGGAAGAGAGAUUAUUCAUAGAAGUUCAACAAAGGAACGUCAGAACCGCAACCGACUGUUUACUGACGAUGCAAGAUUUGUACUGACAGAGAAUAAUGGAACAGAAGCCAUUCAAGGAUUGAUUCUCAAGUUACCAUUAGCAAUGACAUCUUGGUUGGAAAUUUGUGCUUUCCAGAACAAGCAGAUAUUGAGAGUGCCGGAUCUUGACUCUCUAUUAUUCACUGGAGAUUAUCCAAACCUUUCUAAGCAACUGAGUAAUCUUCGACGAGUCUGGAAACAACCACGGGUUUUAGGGUUAAAAUUCCUCAAUCUAAGUCACACCAGGUACUUGACAGAAACACCUGACUUUUCAAGACUACCAAGUCUUGAACAGCUCAUUCUCAAAGAUUGUCCAAGUUUGUGCAAGAUUCACAUUUUGGAAAAAGAUAUAGUGAAGAUAGAAUCCUUGAUAACACUAAUUGCUGAAAAUAAAGCAGUGAAACAAGUUCCCCUUUCAAUUGUAAGCUCAAAAUGCAUUGGAUAUGUAUCCCUACGUGGAUUUGAAGGAUUGUCACACAAAAUUUAUCCUUCUAUCAUUCGGUCUUGGAUCUCACACAAUAUUAGGCCGUUUAGCACGCAUAUGGAGAAUAAUAAUUGGCGUGACCUUUCGCCAUUGUUUAGCAGCCUUGCAAAUCUUCGAAGUGUUUUGGUUCAAUGUGACACAGAGUUUCAACUAUCUAAGCAAGUAAGAACAACACUUGUCGAAUGCGGUGCAAAUGUUACAAAAUUAAGAACUUCAGAGCAUCACUUGAGGUUUUCUUUGAUUGGUGUUGGAAGUUACAAUGAAUUCUUCAACACUCUAAGCGAUAGCAUACAUGAGGGAUUGGCAAGGAGUGAAUCUUCUUAUGUUUGUCUUCCAGGUAACAACCAUCCUCAUUGGUUGGCCCAUGUGGGUGAAGGACAUUCAGUUUGUUUCACUAUGCCUCAGGACUGUGACGUAAAGGGAAUGGCUUUGUGUGUUGUUUAUUUAUCAACCCCUGACAACUUGGCAACUGAAUGUCUUACAAGUGUCUUAAUUGUUAACUACACAAAGUGCACAUUCCACAUACACAAGCAUGGCACAGUAAUUUCCUUUGAUGACAGAGAUUGGGAGGGCAUAAUGUCAAAUUUAGGAUCUGGAGACAAGGUGGAGAUUUUUGUGACUCUUGCUCAUGGAUUGGUUGUCAAGAACACAGCUGUGUAUCUGAUAUAUGGUGAUCCAAAUGAGUUGGAAAUGGAGGCUUGCCAUCAGCCAAAUAAAAAUGUCCUCCAUCAAUUCUUAAAAGAAAUUGUAACGUGUGACUUCAAGUAA
Sphenostylis stenocarpa is the source of this 2610-nucleotide messenger RNA. The record is from the annotation of a GenBank genome assembly. NCBI's taxonomy places the organism in Eukaryota, Viridiplantae, Streptophyta, Magnoliopsida, Fabales, Fabaceae.